UCCCGGGUGUGCGAGGGGCGGAGCGGGGCUGGGCUGGGCCGGCCUGGGCGAAGAGAGUCCCGCCGCAGCCUGAGCUGCUCUUUUCUGCGAGCGGCAUGGAGUGAGAGCGAGCGAGGGCUGGAGGUGGCCAGCGGGGCGCAGCAGAAGGGGGACGCCGAGGCGAGCGCGAGAUGGCUGCGGAGAUGGCGCGGGGGCUCCGGCUCCUCCUGCUUCUCGCUGUUGGGACUCAAGCUAAGAUAUCCUUCACGAAGGAGCCGUACUCCCAGGAUGCUUUCCAUGGCCGCAGCGCCAUUUUGCGCUGCGAAGUGGAGGAACCAAGAGACACAGAGUUUGAGUGGCUGCAGAAUGGGGUCCCCGUCCAGGACACGGAGCGCCGCUUCAAGGAAGGCAGCAGCCUUCAGUUCACAUCUGUUGACCGGCAGCAAGAUGGCGGGAACUUUCAGUGUGUGGCCAGGAACGUAGUGACGGGAGAAGAAGCUCGGACCACAAAUGCAUCUUUUAACAUAAAGUGGAUCGAAACAGGGGGAGUUGUCCUGAAGAACCCGGCCAGAGCGGAAGAUAUACAGAGUUCUGCUCCAGUAACGUUGCGAUGCCAUAUCGAUGGGCACCCUCGCCCGACGAGCCAGUGGUUCCGGGACGGGACCCAGAUUGAAGACGACCGAACCAACUAUUCCGUCAGCAACAAGGAACGGACGUUGACCCUCAAGAGCGCCAGCCCGGAUGACAACGGGGUCUAUUUCUGCUGUGCUCGGAACGCCAUGGCCUCGGUGUGCAGCAGCAACAACUUCACUCUCAACAUCAUAGAUGAAAGCUUUCCCCGCCCCGUGAUUGUUCCUGAGAACCAGAUUGUCAAUCGGAAUGAGGAGGCCAUGUUCCACUGCAAGUUCCAGGCUGUGCCACCUCCCACCCAGGAAUGGCUAUUCGAAGACGACACUCCUGUUUCCAAUAAGUCCAGGACGGUGCUGUUCUCCAACGGCUCUUUGCUGAUACCUCAGGUGAAACCGCGCAGUGCAGGAGUCUAUAAAUGUGUUGGUCGUGGGCAGAGGGGGAAGGCCGUUGUUUUGGAGGCAACGCUGCAGCUGGCAGAAAUUGAAGAUUUCACCUACCUGUUUGGCCCAAAGACGUUCAUCGCCAACAAAGAGCAGCGGGUGUCCUGCAUAGCGCCUCGGGGGGUCCCUGAACCCCGUAUCUGGUGGGAGAGAAAUGGCGCCCCGCUCCCUGCGACUGGCAGGGUACGCCAAGAAGCCGAGGACCUUGUCUUCACUAGCGUUGUAGAAAAGGACUCUGGAGUGUACACCUGUCAUGCGGUGAACAAGGCUGGAGAGAAGAAGCAGAACUUGACCAUCACAGUAGCUACUAUGCCAAAAUGGGUGGAAAAGCCCAAGGACAGCCAGCUGGAAGAGGGCAAGCCAGGAUACCUCCACUGUCUCAGCAAAGCGUCUCUGAAGCCCACGGUCAGCUGGUUUCGCAAUGGCAUCCCCAUUUCAGAGGAUUCCCGCUUUGAAAUUGCAGAGAAUGGGACGCUGAGGAUUAACAACGUGGAAGUGUACGAUGGGACAGUAUUCAAGUGUGUGAGCAGCACACCAGCCGGGAGCAUUGAGGAGCAGGCUCGGGUGCACGUCCUCGAGAAGCUGAAAUUCACCCCUACCCCUCAGCCUCAGCAGUGUGUCGAGUUUGAUAAAGAGGUCACCGUCUCUUGCUCAGCCACAGGCCGGGAAAAGCCUGCAAUCCAGUGGAUUAAAACUGAUGGGAGCAGCCUUCCAGGCCGGGUCAGUCAGAAUGCUGGAAACAUGAGCUUUCGUAAAGUGACGAGGAGUGACGCCGGAAAGUAUACUUGCAUUGCUUCCAACGGCCCUCAGGGAGAGAUCAGAGCGAACGUCCAGCUCACAGUGGCAGUUUUCAUAAGCUUUAAGCUGAAGCCAGAAGACACAACCGUCUACCCGGGACACACAGCCAUAUUCCAGUGCCAAGCCGAAGGCGACCCGGCGCCACAAAUCCAGUGGAAAGGGAAGGACAGGCUUCUGGAAGUCGACAAAUUUGGCCCCAGGGUCCAAAUUAUGUCUAACAACUCCCUGGUAAUCUAUGAUGUCACCAGUGAGGAUUCCGGGAAGUAUACGUGCAUCGCCGGAAACAGCUGCAACAUCAAGCAUCACGAAGCUUUCCUCCACGUCGUGGACAAACCAGUGACAGAAAGGGAGGGUGCACCAAGCAGCCACACUCCCUACAAGAUGAUCCAGACCAUUGGGCUGUCCGUUGGAGCUGCGGUGGCGUACAUCAUCAUUGUCCUGGGCCUCAUGUUUUACUGCAAGAAGAGAAGGAAGGCGAACAGGCUGAAGAAGCAGCCGGAGGGAGAGGAACCGGAGAUGGAGUGCUUGAACGGGGGCACUCUGCUGCAGAAUGGGCAAACCACCGCUGAGAUUCAGGAAGAAGUGGCCCUGACCAAUCUUGGCAGCGGCUCUGCGGUCAGCAAGAGGCACAGCGCCAGCGACAAGAUGCAUUUCCCCCGCUCCAACCUGCAGACAAUCACUACCUUGGGGAAGGGCGAGUUCGGAGAAGUCUUCCUGGCCAAGGCAAAAGGCAUUGAGGACAACGAAACCGAAGUGCUUGUUUUGGUCAAGAGCCUCCAAACGAGGGAUGAGCAGCUGCAGCUGGACUUCAGGCGAGAGUUCGAGAUGUUUGGCAAGCUGAACCACAGCAAUGUGGUGCGGUUGCUGGGCCUUUGCCGGGAAGCUGAGCCUCACUAUAUGGUUCUGGAAUAUGUGGAUCUGGGAGACCUGAAGCAGUUCCUCCGGAUUUCCAGGACUAAAGAUGAGAAGCUCAAGACGCAGCCCAUCAGCACCAAGCAGAAGGUGUCCUUCUGCUGCCAGCUGGCCCUGGGGAUGGAGCACAUGUCCAACAGCAGAUUCGUGCACAAAGACCUGGCGGCUCGGAACUGCCUUGUCAGUGCACAAAGGCAGCUGAAGGUGUCCAGCCUGAGCCUCAGCAAGGAUGUUUACAGCAGCGAGUACUAUCACUACCACCAAGCCAGGAUCCCUCUCCGCUGGAUGCCCCCUGAAGCCGUCUUGGAGGACGAGUUCUCCACCAAGUCCGACGUCUGGGCCUUCGGGGUCGUCAUGUGGGAAAUAUUCACGCUGGGCGAUAUGCCCCAUUCCAAGCUGGCGGAUGAAGAGGUGCUGUCAGGUUUACAGUCUGGGAAGAUGAAGCUCCCCCACCCAGAGGGCUGUCCCUCUAAGCUCUACAAGGUGAUGCAGCGCUGCUGGGCUCCCAGCCCGAAGGACCGCCCGUCUUUCAGCGAGGUCGCCAACAUGCUCGGAGAGAGCCCGUCCGAAAGCAAGGCCUGAGCGGGGAGGCGCUGCCCCCCCCCCCUGGCCGGGGUUGGGACACAGCAGGAGCCUGGCUUUUGGCAUUUUGACUGUUACAGACUCCUCAAACCGGGACCUAAGAGUCGAAACCCAACGGGACCACGGGAUUUUUUUACACGCAGCGCCCACGCGGAGGGUCACGGACACAGCGGCCCCCUGGACUCGAGGCCUCUUUUUUCCCUACCAGGCCCACCCACCCCUGUUCCCUUGCGCCCAACCAGACCGCGUUCCUCCAGGUUCUACCUCCGAUAAUCCGCAGGGCUAGUUGGAAACAGCAACAUCCCAGAGACAAAGGGGAAUCUGGGAGCUACCACGGGCCAGUCACAGGCUCUGUGACGGUUCCUCUGUCUUGGGACACCUAUCCCUUUCUCCCUCCCCUUGAACAAAACCCCUUUGGGGGGAUCCUUUUAGCGAAAAGCACAGCCAGGUUCCUUCCAGGAGCUAGAAAGUGUCUUAACACGGGAGGGGGCGGGUUAGAGUGGAGCAUGCUGGGGGCAUUUCUGUGCUGCUGUGCAGCCCACAAGGGGUUUUUUUGGGGGAGGGGAAGAAGUCUUAAGUAAGCCCUGAGCAAUGCCCCUUUUGGGCACCAAAGGGGGGAGGCUGUCGGCUUCUGUAUUUACAGCAAAACCACGUCCCAGCGCCUGCCCAGGUCCGCCUUGGCAUUUCCUGCUGCCUUGAUUUAUAUUUCCCAGUGCAAUGGCUUCAGCAACAAAAACUCCCAACCCUGCACUUGCGUCAUUUUCGAACACCUCCUUCCCCAACUUUCUCCCAUAUCAGUUGACCUGACCCAGGGGGCUUGGGAAGGAAGCCAGCCCCACUCCCUGGGCUUGUACGCCUUAUCUGAACAGGGUUGAUUGAGUGGCUUUUUUGUGUGUGGCCACAUUACCCCCCGCCAUUUUCUUGGGAGGUUGCCCCCUUGCACAGAAUCUGGUGUCCCGCCCACACUGGAAAGGAGGCCCCCCCCCUUCCUUGCCCCGUCACACGCAGUCCUUUUCCUUCAGCCGGCGAGGAACCUGUAUAUUUAUUAAGCAGUCCUUCCACCUCUCUUCUCCUCGUGUCGUCCAUCUGUCAGGCCUUCUGGCACCUCCCUGCGUAUCCAAAAAAAAACACAGUGCAAAGAACACUCAAGUGCCUGGCAUAUGAAGGAGAUUUUUCACUAGCUUUCCUGACUAUCCAAUGCCGCCUUUUUAUAUGAUUAUUUGGGGCAAUGUUUGAUUUCCUUUCUUUCUUACUUUUUUAUUUUUUUUAAAGUUGACACCUCUCAGCCUUAGUAAUUCUUUUAUAUAUAUUAUUACUGGAAUUGCAGCCUAGAGUCAUUUUUUUGUUUGUUUUUAGUUUCAGUUUGCUUAAGCGGAGGGGUAGAACAGCCAACAGGUGUUCGUUUUUUUAAAAAAAACAAAUAAUAUGCUGCUCUCAAUAAAGACUCCCUCAUUUUUUUAAAAAAAAAACCACACAAACAAUAAGACCAGUCCUGUAUUGCUUUUCUCUGCUUUCUCACCACCCACCCACCCUUUCCCUCUGGAGGGGGGGGAUCCUGCUUUCAAGAAUAAAGUUAUACAGUAUUUUAUUUGAGGCUCCAGGAAGUCUGGUUGGGUGGAAACUCUCAGCUUGCACAAAGUGGCCAAGAAUCACCGUGUGUUUGGCAAGACGCAAAGAGCACAGUUCUUCUCCGCAACCUGCAAUACACCUUUAGUUACCGAAUCGGUUUGUUUGUUGAAAUUAAAAGCAUGGUCUCUAUUGGGGAAGCGCCGUAAUUCAAUGCUAGAGCAUUUCCUUUGCAUGCAAAAGGUCCCAGGGUCAAGUCCUGGCAUAUGCAGGGAAGGGCUGGGAGAGUCACUUACCUGAAACCUUAGAGAACUGCUUCCAGUAGGCAAUACUAAGACAGGUGGCCCAAUUGGUCUGACUCUUCCAAGAUCCAAGAGAAGAUAUUCUGACUAAAGAUCAAGAAGAACUUUCUGACGGUAAGGUAGUGGAACGGACUCCCUUGGGAGGUGGUGGGAUCUCCUUAGAGGUUUUUAAACAGGUUGGGUUGCCAUUUGUUGGGGAUUCUUUAGCAGUGAUUGCAAAGGGUUGGACUAGAUGACCCUCGGGAUCCCUUACUAGAAUCAUAGAGUUGGAAGAGACCACAAGGGCCAUCCAGUCCAACCCCCUGCCAAGCAGGAAACACCAUCAAAGCAUUCUUGACAUAUGGCUGUCAAGCCUCUGCUUAAAGACCUCCAAAGAAGGAGACUCCACCACACUUCUUGGCAGCAAAUUCCACUGUCGAACAGCUCUUACUAUUCGCUCCGGUUUAUCUGCGGACGAUCAGGAGGAAGAACGUUGCCUUUCACAGCUUGUAAGGGGAUAUAUCAUUGCACAGCCUUCUCUUGAUGACAGAAUACACAAAGAGAUUAGAUUUAAAAUUCAGGGAAACAGAAAUGAAGUGUCCCCCCCCCCAUCUAACAUCAAAACAUGCUACCAAUAAAGCAUAAUUUUAGAUCAAUUCAUUUCAUUCCCUGGACAUUUUCGAAUGAAGAACUGAACACAGUACAGAUUGUACACAUGCAAAGUGCCUUUCCCCUCUAGAUGUGGUUGGGCGAGCCAUAAAAAGUUUUAUCAAAUCUUCUCCCGCAAGGCAGAAUCACCCCCUCUAUCUACACCUCUCCCCAAAACACAGAUUAACCUACAUAAUCAAUUAAGACUACGGUUAUUGCUCUACAAACUUCCAUUCAGCUGCGCGGUUCCAAGUUUUGGACCUGCGUCGUCUGAAUAAAUUGGCUCUACCUGUUUUCUAUCACUACAGUAGUUUGAUUUCAUUGUAUGAACCCAUGAAGAUAAUAGUACCAUAGGAAUCUCUCAUUCCUUAUGUUGUAAACCACCCUGCGUUUGAAGGGUGGUAUACAAAUUUAAUUAAUAAUAAAUCAUCAUUGGUACUGUAUUUGAAUGAAUGAAUGAAUGAAUAUUAUGGUCGGAGACCAGCUUUUAAAACACCUUUGGGGGAAACAGUCCCAAAGGGCAAAACAUGCAUAUAAAACUUUAUACAAUGGUAAAAUUGAUGUUUAUAAAUUCAAUGAACAUAAAGGUACUGUAUUAUAUAUUUUUCUUUCUUUUAAAAACCACAUACAAAGCUAGCAGGCACACCAACUCCUAGGGGCCAAGGUUGAGGCAGUUUCGCCACACCCCAAUGUAAUAUUCAGGGGGUGUUUGUCUUUGCCCCCUGGCUGCUUGCAAUCUCGCGUGCAUGACGUCACUGAAAGACAGUGGCUGUCCCAAGGUCGCCCAGUGAGCUUCAUGGCUGGGGGUGCAGGAUUUGAACCUGGAUCUCCCCAGUCCUAGCCAAAUUGCCACACCAGACUCUCUCUCUCACAUGUAACAGAGCUGCAGCUACCAAGAAGACUGCGUCUCGGAGCAACCACACACUUUUUAUCAGGCAGCAGACUUUGAUAGGUGCAUGACAAAAUUUAUUCAAUCCAAGAGAACUCCAAUAACAUUAUUCCUGUUCCGGAAACGUUUGGGCUAAAAGUACACACCGUGCCAAUUUUAAACCCUUUUAAAAAUAUGUCAUUACAAAUUCCUCGUAGCAGCUUCAGUUUUAAUUCCUCUAAUCCCAGAUUUCUGGCAACGGCAACAAAAGCCUUAACUUUCCUCUGAAAAUCCAUGGAGAGAGAGGGAGCACAGAUGGAGCUAACUUAAGAAGGGACUUUGAUGGAUGUCAAUCACCUGGUGCCGGCAGAAAUGGCCCAUUCAGUCGGCCAAGAAGUACCCAACCUUUGCCCUCUUGCAGCAAGAACACACAACAAAACAACAACAACGACUUUUUGAGGUUUGGAAGGUUGUUAGGAAAAUGCAUCAAAAUAUUUUGGAUGGAUGAAUGACUGAUGGGAAGACUUUUUCUAACAACCCCACAAGCAAAUUAGGAAGGAUUCUAAUUGCUUUUUUAACUGUCCUAUAAGCCAGAACAAAUGUUCAGACCAGAUAUAGUCUAUUGAUUGUGUAAACCCCUUUGCUACAACAGCUCCACCAGCUGCCGUCUUAUUUCCAGGCACAAUUCAAAGUUCUGGUUAUGACUUUUAAAGCCCUACAUGGCUUAGAUCCAAACUAUAUCCCCUCAUAAGAACUUACUUUGGUUUUGAGAUCUUUGGGAGUGGCCCUUCUCUCUGUCCCGCCACCCUCGCAGGCGUGCUUGGUAGGGAUGUGGGAGAGAGCCUUCUUGGUGGUAGCUCCCAGGUUGUGGAACUUCCUCCCUAGAGAAGCCAGACUGGCCCCCUCCUUCUCCUGCCAGCAGGUGAAGACAUUCUAUUAAGACUACAUCUAAUGAAGGGGUUGGUGCCAUGCAGUUUCUAUUGUAAUUGUACGGUUUUAAUAGAGAGUUGAUGAUAGGAUAGAUAGAUAGAGUUAAAUCUUUCAGUGUUUAAUUGCUUUUUAAUGGUUUUUUAAAAAUGUUUUUAGCAGCUCUUGUUUUUCUGUAAGCUAUCCUGAGUCCUGUCGGGGGGGAAAUGAGGUUAUAAAUAAGUAUACAAUAAAAAACAACUAUAGUAAGCUUUGUACCCUGUUUCUCCGAAAAUAAGACGUAGCCAUAAAAUAAGCCGUAGCAGGAUUUUUAAGCAUUCAAGGAAUAUAAGCCAUACCCUGAAAAUAAGACAUAGUGAUAGGCACAUCAGCAAUGCCAGCCGCAGGAGGAGGAGGAGGAGGA
Molecule: messenger RNA, 8034 nt
Organism: Zootoca vivipara (common lizard)
Lineage: Eukaryota; Metazoa; Chordata; Lepidosauria; Squamata; Lacertidae
Gene: PTK7
Product: protein tyrosine kinase 7 (inactive)
Biological process (GO): synapse organization; protein phosphorylation; homophilic cell-cell adhesion
Cellular component (GO): axon; plasma membrane; neuronal cell body
Molecular function (GO): axon guidance receptor activity; ATP binding; protein kinase activity
Source: RefSeq, a predicted model, not a curated record